UUGAAACACCCAAACAUCUGUCUCUUGUUUCUGAGUCCCAACGACCAAUGGCCAAGUCCCCGAUCUCCGCCUCGGAUGACGUCACUGUGUUCGUAACCACCAGCCUUGUCACCUACUUGGCCAUCACCGUCUCCGGCAACGAGACCAUCUCCGACCUCAAAAGAAAAUUGGAAAAUGAGCAUAAGUUGAGCGAUGGAGAAAUCAAGAUACGAUCUUUGAAGGUGAACCGGAGGGGAUGCUUGUAUCGCCUCUCGGACUGCAUGCGUGUUAGAAGCAUUGCCAGUGGAGUGGAGAAAGAGUGUUUUCUUUUUGCUGAUGCUUCUGUUAUAGAAAAGAUUGGUGAAAUCGAGCAUGGUCCCCAAAAUGUUGGUUCUAGUAUGCAAUUAAUCGGUUCUGGAAUUUGUGAUAAUGCAGUUCUUAGUGGGGCUGAUCAUCCUUUGGAUGUUCUUAGCAAAAGGUUGUUUGGUGUUGAUGAUUCAGUGCCAUUGCUUAUAGGGGGCAACAAGAAUAAUAUUGUAGACCAGAAUGGUUCAGUGGAUUCUGGUAGAGAAACUUCAAAAGAUAUGGAGAUAGAAAUCAAGCAUUUUGAUGAUGAUCAUCUCAAAGCUUCAUUUGAUGAGACAAACAAUGGGUCAGUACCUGAAACCCAAGAGGGUGGCAGCCUGUUUCAUGAGGGGUUUAGAGUUCCGGCAGCACCGGAACAGAAGGAAGUAAGUGAGGCCAAAACCAGCGCAUUGUUGGGGGAAGCUUCACCUUCUGCAAAGAAAAGACGUCAGGCUAAGCGGAAAAGUGAAGAAGCAGUGCAUCUGAAAGGAAAUGAUGCUCCAGUUCAUGGAAUCUAUGAAGAACAGUCACAGAUAGAAGACUCAUUAAAUGAGGGUGGAGAUGUUGCAUGUGAUACCUUGGUUGUAAACAUAACUACUACAGAAGAAUCUCGCAGGGAUUUGGCUUCCAAUAACAGGUCAGACUCUGAAAUUAAUAGGACCAGUGAUACACACAAAGAAUCUGAUACUUCAGGAGAACACGCUAAGAUUAGAAAAGAUACAUCUAUGAACUGCAAUACAGCAGUUGAAGAUCCUUCACAAUCUCAGACUCAAACUGCUUCAAAGAAAAAGUGUGAGUUUGAAAAUAUAACUAAUUCUGAAGAUUCGUUGAAAGAAAAUAAAGUCUUGAAUUGUGAUUUUAAUGAAGAGUCUUCCCAACGAGAUGCUUCAGAAUCUCGGACUGCUUCAAAGAAAAAGCGCAAGUUGGAGAAAGUAACUGAUCAUCUAGAUUCGAUCAAUGAAAACAAUGUCAUUAUUUGUGAUUCUAAUAAAGAGGCUUUCCAACCAGAAAUUGCAUCUGAACUCUCUGUGGGGAAAACUGCAAGUACUACCUUAGAGGGUUCACUUGCUAAAACCUCAGAUAUGUUGACCAACAGCUUAGACAAAAUGAAGAAGAAAAAGAAAAAGAAAGAAUUGAAGCCUCUGGACCAAGUGGUUGAUGCCGCACCUUCUGACAGUGGUGAUAUGGAAAAGAGAUCUAUGGUAGCUUCUGCAGGAAUGAACAUGGAAAAAUCAAGUGGAGAAGAUACUUGUGUUCCUAUCCAAGAGUUGCAGGAAAAUCGUAAAGCACCCUCCUCACUUGAUAAUUCUACUGAAGAAAAAGCAGAAGGUCAUCCUACCCUUGUUGUCAAAGCUCAUGGUGAAAAUGGAUCAAGUUCAGCUGAAAGAGUUCGAGAGAAGAGAGAGCCAUCACAGACAAAUGACUCUGAAGCAAUGUUGUCUGAAAACCAGGGUAAAACAGAUGGGAGCAAUGCAGAACUGAUUGUGACAUCUGAUUUAUUGAAUGAAAAUGAACCUGUCACUGCUAGUGAGAAGAAAACAAAGAAAAAGAAGACCAAGGGUUCCCUUGGUGCAGAACUGAUUAUAGAGUCUCAAUGUGAUAUUUCCUUGGCUGAACCUCAUGAAGCUGUACAUGGUGAACAUGACAGUGGUAAAGCUAAGACCAAAGAGAGUAAUCUCUCUCAGAAAAAGGGAAAAGACAUAUCAAACAAAGAGACAGAGGGUGGCCAUAUAAUUAAUAAGCGGGAUGGCAGUGAGGUGGAAACUUCACAGCAAGUUGGCGAAACUCCAGAAAAUGCAGGAAGCACGAAAAAGAAGUCCAGGGGGAAACAUGAUGCCGUGACACGAGAUAAGUUGGAAGCAGAAGAGAGUUGCCAUAUAAUUAUGGAAGCUGAUAAGUGUGACGGCAGUGAGUUGGAAACUUCACAGCAAGUUGGCAAAAGUACGAAAAAGAAAUCCAAGAGGAAACAUGAUGCUAUGACACAAGAUCCCCAGAAGUUGGAAGCAGAAGAGAAAAGGGCUAGUCACAUGGACCCUGCUCAAACAACUGAUAAACGUGAUGGCAAUGUGGUGGAAACUUUAGAACAAAUUGGCAGACUUCCAGAAAUUGCAGAAAGUACUAAAAAGAAAUCUAAGAAGAAACAUGAUGAUGGGACACAACAUCCCCAGAAGUUGGAAGUAGAAGAGAAAAAUGCUAGUCACCAGCAUCCUGCUCUAACAAUUGAUAGUAGAAUGGAGGCAUUAGCCAGCAAAAAGAAGAAAAGUAAGCUGGCAAAGACAAUUCCAAUUGAUCAGUCAAAUGCAAAAUGCCUAAAAUCUGGUACAGAGUAUGGAGUUCAAAAUGGUACACUCCGUGCUUGCCCAAAUUCCAUGUCCGAGUCUAAUAAAUUUCCUUCUCAACAAGAACACAUUUCUGCUGGGACAUCUCUCCUACCUAAUCUUUCUGGUAACCAUGAGGAGUUUUCGUGUGAAGAAGAGAAUGACUUUCAUAAGUAUAUGGUGCCUAGCCAAAACAAGAAUAAAGUUGGUUCUGGUGAAAUGCAUGUGGAAGAGGUGACAAAAUCAACAAAAGCGGAUAGUAAGCUGAAGUCUAAAAAGAAAUGCAAAGCAGUUGAUUCAAGUGGUUGCUCACGCGAUCUGCAAAGUCCACGCAGGUCUGAUAAACAGGGGAUUGGUGGAAAGUCUGAAGCUAGCAUAUCUAGCUCCAUGCAACGUGAAGGAUCAAUAUCUAAUGUUGAUGGUGUUGUGUCUCAGCCUCAGAGAAGUGAGAGAAUUGCUUCCAAAAGUGGGACUAAAGCCCAAUCAUCUGAUGCAUCUGGUAAGAUGAAUUCCAUUCCUAAGGUAGCUGCAAAGCAGAGUACCAAUGGUUCUGGGGUCAAUAGCCUUACCGAGAAAAAGAAUGAAGCUGUUGCUGUAUCAAGUUUGAAGCGGGAAAAAUCAAACAAUAAAGAACAAAAUAAACCGGUUAAAAAGUAUCAAUCAGGUGUGACUCAGAAUGUUGUGGCCAGUGGAAAGGCUCCAGCUAAGGAUGAUGGGGAAGUCUUGAAUAACUCGAAACAUAAGAAGAGCUCAGCUGCACAGGUGGCCCCCGAGUACAGGAAUGGAAGUUCUGAACGCAAAGAUGGAGUUGUUGAUUCAGGUGCCAGCACCACUUCAUCUGAUUACUCAUUGUCGUCUGAAUCUGACUACUCAGAUGAGGAAAGCAAUGCAGGAUCUUGUGCCUCGUCAGGGAAGAAGGGUACAGGGAGAAGCGGAUAUUCUAGCAUAAACGGUAAACCGGCAAGAAGGAUAAAAAAUGAUGACAUUUUUCUUAAGUCGAGCGUCUACAAGAAGGUGUUUGAAGCAACGAAGUCACAACCGGAAGAAGACAGCGAGGCUCCUGAAUUUAUUCCAGACAGUCAGCCUCCUGCCAAGUAGAGACGUUGCUAUAAUUUCAGAAUGUAGUUUUGUGGGUUUUUCUCUAAUGGACGAGUCUUUAGGGGCAGUUGAUAGGAGGGUUUUUCGUUCAAUACUUCUACAUUUUGUUCCAUGGUUUAGGCAAAACUAGAACCUAUCACCCCCCUCAUCUUCCGCUUGUUUGUACUUUAUGUUGUAUCAGUAGCCAACAAAAUCAUGCAUUUUUUCCAUUAAGAUUGGAUCCCAUCUUUGUAAUCCAUAGCAUUCCAUUCUUAACUCUUAUCAAAAGUGUAGUCUCAAAGUAUGCCUAGUAUGAUUAUGGCGCAAUCGUUGGAAACCAGAUUGAGCCUUUUUAUGUAUUUUAUGCAUAGCACCCUACCAACA
Messenger RNA from Argentina anserina (silverweed cinquefoil), 4103 nucleotides. RefSeq lists its product as uncharacterized. The record is from RefSeq and is a predicted model, not a curated record. NCBI's taxonomy places the organism in Eukaryota, Viridiplantae, Streptophyta, Magnoliopsida, Rosales, Rosaceae. The coding region runs from base 48 to 3740 and encodes 1230 amino acids. The transcript is spliced from 6 exons.